AUGAGAGAAAUAAUGGGAGUAUUGGGUAGAAAAGACCAAGAAGAAUAUAUUAGGCUAGGGGAAAAGGCCUUGAAACUCAACAAAGUUUUAGCCUUGUCUGGUCCUUUGCUCACAGGCCUAGCAGCGAUUGGCUCUGCAUUUGCUGGUCAUUCUACUCAUGGAUCUUGGGCAGCCAUGCUUGGAAUUGUUGGUGGAGCAUUGGCAAGUGCAGUUAACACAGUAGAGCAUGGUGGACAAAUCGGAAUGGUAUUCGAAAUGUAUAGGAGUAACGCCGGUUUCUUCCAGUACAUGCAAGAAUCUAUUGAAUCUAACUUGACAGAAACAGACGAGGAGAGAAGAGAAAAUGGCGAAGUUUUUGAAAUGAAGGUGGCUUUGAAGUUAGGAAGGAGCUUAUCAGAUCUGAGAAAUCUUGCUGCUUCUUCGUCAUUGAAAGAAGAACAUUUGGAUGAGUUUGCAAGCAAGCUUUUCUGAUGUUGCACACUAAUGUUGUUACAUAUAUUUGUAUUAUAAGUAGCGGAACAUACUCUUUAAUUUUUUUUCAAAUAUACAUUCUUUUACAAAGUUAAUUGGUAGAAAGCAGUGUUGGCUAUUAGCAUAUUUUACUAAUUUAUUCAUUAGUUCUUCAAAUU
Molecule: messenger RNA, 629 nt
Organism: Lycium barbarum (goji berry)
Lineage: Eukaryota; Viridiplantae; Streptophyta; Magnoliopsida; Solanales; Solanaceae
Product: probable F-box protein At4g22030
Exons: 1
Coding region: 1-471 (156 amino acids)
Source: RefSeq, a predicted model, not a curated record